CUUCCGGGGCGGGGCGGAGGGGGUGCGCUGGUGCUGCUUUCCCGGUUCCCCGCGGCCCGCCUCAGGCCGCGCUGCCCUCGCCCGCCGCCCCAGCGCCCGCCGCCCUCCCCCCGCUCCCCCUAGCGUCAGGGGCUACGGGGAGGGUCCUGCUGGCCGCGGCGAGGGCCGGGCCUGCCUUACCCCCGGGCCGGGCCGCUCUCUCCUCCGGAGCGUGUCGCUGCCUGGCGCCCCCGGGAUUCCCUGCCCGCCCUCUGCCCCAGCGUCGGGUGCGAUAGCGGCUGCCGCACGCCGGGAGCGAGCGCGACCGGAGCCGCCGGGCGAGAGAGACAUGGCUGAAAGCCUUUGCUGGGAGCUCGGUGUGUGCACGGGUUAAGACGUGCGGGGCCAGCUGAAAACGGUCGCUGGUGACUUUCACUCGGAGGGAGCGGUCGGAAAGCAGCGCCAUGGAUGACUUCCCCUCCAUCUGCCUGCUGUCCCUGGCCAUGCUGGUCGCCUGCUAUGUGGCAGGAAUUAUCCCCCUGGCAGUUAAUUUUUCCGAGGAGAAGCUAAAGCUCGUGACUGUUCUGGGUGCUGGGCUGCUCUGUGGAACUGCUUUGGCUGUCAUUGUGCCGGAAGGAGUACAUGCACUUUAUGAAGACAUUUUGGAGGGGAAGCAUCACCCCGCAAGCGAGAUGCAGCGCGUGGCUCAGUCCGAGCAGGUGGCGGAAAUCCCGGCUGUGCACGAGCAUGGCCACGACCACACCAGGCUGCACGCCUACAUUGGGGUGUCCCUUGUCCUUGGCUUUGUCUUCAUGCUCUUGGUGGAUCAGAUUGGCAGCUCUCACGUGCACUCUACAGAUGAUCCAGAAGCUGCAAGAUCGGGGAACUCCAAAAUCACCACAACACUGGGACUAGUAGUCCAUGCUGCAGCUGAUGGUGUUGCAUUGGGUGCAGCAGCUUCUACUUCCCAGACUAGUGUCCAGUUGAUAGUGUUUGUGGCGAUUAUGUUGCAUAAGGCACCAGCUGCCUUUGGCCUGGUUUCCUUCCUGAUGCACGCUGGGCUGGAGCGGAAUCGGAUCCGAAAACACUUGCUGGUCUUUGCAUUGGCAGCGCCUGUUAUGUCAAUGGUGACAUACUUGGGGCUAAGCAAGAGCAGCAAAGAAGCCCUGUCAGAAGUCAACGCCACCGGAGUUGCUAUGCUGUUUUCUGCUGGGACUUUUCUUUAUGUUGCCACAGUUCAUGUCCUCCCAGAAGUAGGAGGAAUUGCUCAUAGCCACAAACCUGAAUCAUCUGGAGGAAAAGGACUCAGUCGUCUGGAGGUGGCAGCCCUAGUAUUAGGAUGCCUUAUCCCUCUAGUUUUGUCUAUUGGACACCAUCACUAAAAGCUCCGAUUUCCCUGUUCUCCUCCUCGACCUGACGCGAGCAGUAAACGUUGGCUGCUCUCGUUAUCAUUGUCUCUUACCCAUCAUCCAUCCCAUCCACUUACGGAGUUCAGAGGGAACCUUGAUUGCAAAAGGAGGAAGUCUUUAGUGUAGCAAAAUGUACUUUGGCAGCCAGACAUAAAUUCUGUGUAACUUUCUUUUCUGAAGACAUUUGCUGUUGUAACUGUUACUUCUGGCCCUAUUCUCAGGGAAGAUGGAACUUGGAGCUUGAGAAAGGUGAUCUGUGAAGAACACAGCGACUCAUCACGAAAUUGCAAUCACCAAAGUAUCCUGCAGUUCUCAGCUUUCACAGCUGAGAGCAAAAACAAAGGAUGGUUGCCCUGGGAGAGGUUGAAGUCUUACUAAUGAAGAAGGGGGUUCUCCCCACAAUGGUUCCGUGUUGUCCUGACAGAGCAACUGGUCCUCGUGGUGUUUGUCACUGAUUUACAUUGCAAAAAUAUGCCAGGCUUGCAACUCUGGACAACACUGCUGUUGUCACAGAAGGGUCACUGAAGGAAAGAAGUGACGUAGGCAAAGCGUAGGGUUAGAGUAGGAAAUGAGCUGCUUUCAGCACAGGUGAAUUUUGCCAUGUAUUCCAUUGUUUAAAAGGGAGGAUGGAAGCGAGGAGAACGGCAGUGCUCUGAUCGCUUAUACAACUGUUAAUCAUGUUUUCAAAGGCGGUUAUUUCUGGGGAGGUGAUCUUCUGCCAAGGCAGUGAAGUGCAGGCACCAAAGCCGUUGGCAGGAAUUUAGGAGCUGGGUCUGUGAUGGCACUGCUGCUGGUGUGGAGAGAAACACCCACAGUUCCUUUCGAAAUCAAGUUGUUCUGGGCUCUGAGGAGUAGAACUCUCCUGGAGACAGCUGCUGAGGGACCAGGGAAGUUUACUAGCUUAUUUUCACAAGUCUGAACUGCUGAAAUGGGUGGGAGCUGUGGGGUUGUUAUUGUUCUGUUCAGUAGGUAUUGAGGCUAACAAAACCAGACGUUUACUUAAAUAUUUAUGCUGCAGAUAGAGUACAAAGUAUCUAAAGCAGUUCUGGACAAAAAAACCCAAACCAAAAAACCCCCAGACUGGUGGGUCCUGAGCUGUUCAGUGUUUUGCUUUGCCUUUGGGAAUUGUGCAUUUGCCUCUUACUGAUAAGCAUGAAUUUUGGUGAAGUCUACUGGAGGACUAACUGCCAGCUGCUGAUGCCUCUCCCUGCAGAAGAGUGCUAAGAGAUCCCUCCCUUCCCAAAGCACAGCCUUUCUUGUCAGGCACCAUUUCUCUUAUGCAAACCAUGUUGUACUCUUCAUGACUGUAGUGCAUUGGCAAGUGAGGAACGCCUGCCAUGCACAGACUCAGCAUCACGUCCUUUCUGUAGGGGAGAACUUUUUAAUGCCUACCCUUUUUAAGCUGUACUCUGUCUGCACUUUCUAAAGAUAACAUUGCCAAAUACUUUUUUUUUCUUUUGAUGAUUUCUAUUUGUUUGAAAUGAAUUUUCAAGGCUUGAAAUAACUUCUUAACUGAAGUGCUUCUUGUUUCCAUUUGAAUGAGUGUGUCUGUUUCAUGCCCUUUGUUACUAUACUGCACAGGCCGCUGUCCUACUCGUCUGCUACUUCAGUAUUGGGUAUAGCCUGGCUCUUGGACUAGUGGCUGCUUUGCCUGUUGACUUUGUAAGGAUAAUGGUGUAUCCCAGGCCUGGACCUUGUGCUGAUUCCCAGAAGUGCUUGUUCAUUUCUGUGUUUACUCUGCAAAAUCAAUACAAAACUAUGAGAAACGGUGUUUUCCCACAGGACAAUGCUUUCAGGUGGGGUUAGCGUGUCAAGCCUAAGCAAGCAGCUUUUUUGAAUUAGACCUUCAAAAGUUAGUUCUGUUCUGAAAAGCAGCUGCAGAAUUAGUGACCUGGAGGAGAUCCUGUCUUGCACAUCCUUAAACGAUUUUAAUGACAUACAUCUGCAACUAGUAAGUUACCCGCUGAAAUACUGCUGUGAUACAGGUUACUCCCACACAAGGAUGAUACACAGGGAUGUUCUCUCCACAUCUCCCAGUGUUCUUCCUGCUUUCCCCCUACUUACCUUCUUCCUCGAUAGUCCCGCUAUUUUACCUUGCUUCAUGUUUCCACGUGUUUGCAAAAGCUGGGGCACGUGCAGGAUCUGCAGCAGAAGCAAGGGAUAGCUCGGUGCAGCACCAGCUGUUACAUGUUGUAAAACAUGUCAGUUAUUCUCUCUAUAAACUGUCCUCUGUCACUUGCAGGUGCACCUCACCCCACUAGCUGAGCUGGCAUCCUGACUGGCUUCCUCUUCAGCCUCCUGGUGUAGAACAAUCACAGGGGUUUAGGGAGGUGUGUAGGAAAGGUCCCUUCCAUGCCUUUUGUUCAGUGUUGGCAGUGUUGAGACAUCAGCAUUCAGUCUGGAUCCCCCUGUGUGGAUGAGGAUGUGGCAGGCAGCCUCGCCAUGGCUGGGGUGUGAACCGUGGUGUGGGAAUGAUUCAGGAACUAUAGAGGCCAAGUUACAGCAGCAGGUGAGCAAUUCUAAAUGAAAGCAUUGGCACAAAAUUCUCACAACACAUACUUUCAAUUUUGGCACCUGGGUAAUAACAAAAGACUUCUGUGACUUUUGUUAACUUGUUUCCUACCCACUUAGCAGCAGCAGCAGCAAUUUCUUUUGGCUGCCUCCGUUAUUUCUGUGUUGAACUAUGAUUUUCAAUUGUGUAGCCAAAACUGCAGUGAAUAAGGAAGCUUUUGGUUAUGUGAUAAGUAGAACAUCAAGUUUUACAUGCCCAAAUGUGUCCCAAUUGUCAGUUCCACAUGGAGCAUUGUUUUCUUGGAGCAGAGUAUUUUAGUGUGUUAAAUAAAAUGGUCCACAUUGUCACAGCCCCCUUUUUACCUCUCUGCCCAUCUGUCACAGUAAAUCCAAGCACUGUACGUAGUCAGGGCCAUCUGGUAUCAUUUUCUGUUCCUCUGGGGACCUUGGUACAAAUUCCUCUUACUCUCUGUAGUAGCAAUCUCUGCCUCUGUUUUCUCCUGUGAGGUGGGUGGCAGCAGGUUCAGGCAGGUGGCAGGCAUGUCCCCCCUUCCUUCCGUAAGUCCCCCUAGGAAGUCUUCUCAUCAGCUGUUUUUCUCAGUUAAUAAUUUCUCAGUUGGUGAUAGGAAUUGGACUAAAGCUGUUUCUGUUGAUCCCAGAGUGUUCAGGUACUUUCCCUCUUGUUCUAGUUCUUUUGCUGUUCCUACAUAAAGGAGGGAUAAACCUCUUGUGUAACACCUGGUAACAGAUGCAGGAGCUGCACUAACACGAGCUGAAGUGACUGAAGCAGAGCUUGUCCCACUGGGGAAAACUACUGUCUCUUCAGGAACUGGUUCAAAGCCUUCAGGAGCUUUUGGCAGCGGCAGAUGUGGUCUGUGUGGCAGCAGGUAUAUGCAGAGUGAGAGAGAUGCUGCCCUCUGUUCCUGAGAGAGUUGCUGCUGCCUCCUUCCCGUGCUUGGGAAGGAGAGGAGGGAGGUGUAUCCAUAAUUUGGGAGCGGGAGUGGUUGUGUUACGGUGAUGAGGCUUAUGAUGAAUUUCAGAUUCCUGUUCACCUCAGACUUCUUCUACAAUAAAAUAAGUCUGUUCUUUUAUUCCUUACUGUACUUCUGUUACAUCUCUUAGCAGGCUUGGCUUUCCAGGAGAAGACAGUGUGUGGUCAUUGCUGUUUACCUGACUCCAUGUACGGAACUGUAAUUUUAAUGUCUCUUUCCCAAACCCUUUGUACACACAAUCAUUCCAUGAAUGGCUGCCUUAUCAUUUUUCCACUUUAAUUGUGAAUGGUUAAAAAUAAUGUUGCCAUUUCCAAUGUGUUUUAUUAUAUUAAAUUUUUACUAGGUGCAGUG
Molecule: messenger RNA, 5242 nt
Organism: Colius striatus (speckled mousebird)
Lineage: Eukaryota; Metazoa; Chordata; Aves; Coliiformes; Coliidae
Gene: SLC39A9
Product: solute carrier family 39 member 9
Exons: 7
Coding region: 444-1361 (305 amino acids)
Biological process (GO): transmembrane transport; zinc ion transport
Cellular component (GO): membrane
Molecular function (GO): metal ion transmembrane transporter activity
Source: RefSeq, a predicted model, not a curated record